Molecule: messenger RNA, 2459 nt
Organism: Elephantulus edwardii (Cape elephant shrew)
Lineage: Eukaryota; Metazoa; Chordata; Mammalia; Macroscelidea; Macroscelididae
Gene: SH2B1
Product: SH2B adaptor protein 1
Exons: 9
Coding region: 88-2103 (671 amino acids)
Biological process (GO): intracellular signal transduction
Cellular component (GO): plasma membrane
Molecular function (GO): transmembrane receptor protein tyrosine kinase adaptor activity
Source: RefSeq, a predicted model, not a curated record
GCUGCCGCUCACCCCGUGUCUUCCAGCCACUUCCUUCUUUGCUCUCCCUCCCCACAGGCUCACCCUCUCAACCUCCUGGGGGCCAUCAUGAAUGGUACCCCCACCCCGGAGGACGGGGCCUCCCCCUCCCCUCCCCCUGGGCCACCUCCACCUCCUCCUAGCUGGCGAGAGUUCUGCGAGUCCCAUGCCCGGGCAGCUGCUCUGGAUUUUGCCCGCCGUUUCCGCCUCUACCUGGCCUCCCACCCACAGUAUGCCGGGCCUGGGGCAGAGGCUGCCUUCUCCCGCCGUUUUGCUGAGCUCUUCCUGCAGCACUUUGAAGCUGAGGUGGCCCGGGCCUCUGCCUCCCUCUCACCACCGAUCCUGGCUCCCCUGAGUCCUGGAGUGGACAUCCCACCGAAUGACCUGUCCCUUGAGAGCUGCAGGGUGGCCGGACCCCUGGCAGUGCUGGGCCCUUCUCGGUCAUCUGAAGACCUGGCCUGCCCCAUCCCUUCUUCAAUCUCCUCCUCUUCUACAACCUCUUCCAAGCCGAAGCUAAAGAAACGCUUCUCCCUCCGCUCUGUGGGCCGUUCGGUCCGGGGCUCAGUCCGUGGCAUCCUGCAGUGGCGGGGGACUGUGGACCCUCCUUCCUCAGCUGGACCCCUGGAGACCUCAUCUGGCCCCUCAGUCUUAGGGGGCAACAGCAACUCCAACUCCUCUGGUGGGGCUGGGACCAUUGGGAGGGGACUGGCUGGUGAUGGAACGUCCCCUGGGGAAAGAUGGACUCACCGUUUUGAGAGGCUGAGACUGAGUCGGGGCGGGGGCACCUUGAAAGAUGGUGUAGGGAUGGUACAGAGGGAAGAGCUGCUGAAUUUCAUGGGGGCUGAGGACGCAGCCCCUGACCCAACUGGAGUGGGCCGGGGAGGAGGGGCAGCCGGGCCGACUUCAGGGGGAGGGGGGCAGCCUCAGUGGCAGAAGUGUCGCUUGCUGCUGCGAAGCGAAGGAGAAGCAGGAGGAGGAAGUCGCCUGGAGUUCUUUGUACCACCCAAGGCAUCCCGGCCCCGACUCAGCAUUCCCUGCUCUACCAUCACAGAUGUGCGGACCACCACAGCCCUGGAGCUGCCUGACCGGGAGAACGCGUUUGUGGUUAAGGUGGAAGGCCCUGUUGAGUAUAUCCUGGAGGCACCUGACGCUCUCCACAUGAAGGCCUGGGUGUCUGACAUCCAGGAAUGCCUGAGCCCUGGACCCUGCCCUGCUACAAGCCCCCGUCCCAUGACCCUCCCUCUGGUUCCUGGAGGCUCAUUCCCAACAAGGGAAAAUACGGACAGCUUGGAGCUACCCUGCCUGAAUCACUCAGAAAGCUUACCCAGCCAGGAUCUGCCGCUCGGCCCCAGCGAGAGCAAUGACCGCCUGUCACAGGGGGCAUAUGGGGGCCUCUCAGACCGACCCUCGACAUCUAUCUCCCCCAGUUCCACCUCCAUUGCUGCCUCCCAUUUUGACUCAAUGGAACUGCUCCCUCCAGAGUUGCCCCCCCGAAUCCCCAUUGAAGAGGGACCCCCACCAGGGACAGUUCAUCCCCUCGCGGCCCCUUACCCUCCCCUGGACACUCCGGAAACAGCCACAGGGUCAUUCCUGUUCCAGGGAGAGUCAGAGGGCGGUGAGGGGGACCAGCCCCUCUCAGGAUACCCUUGGUUCCAUGGGAUGCUCUCUCGACUCAAGGCUGCCCAGUUAGUGCUGGCAGGUGGUACUGGCUCCCAUGGCGUGUUCCUGGUACGUCAGAGCGAGACGAGACGAGGUGAAUAUGUCCUCACUUUCAACUUCCAGGGCAAGGCCAAGCACCUGCGUCUGUCACUGAAUGAGGAGGGUCAGUGCCGGGUCCAGCACCUGUGGUUCCAGUCCAUUUUCGAUAUGCUCGAGCAUUUCCAGGUGCACCCCAUCCCUCUGGAGUCUGGAGGCUCCAGUGACGUUGUCCUUGUCAGCUAUGUCGUAGCCUCCCAGCGGCAGCAGGGCCGGGAGCAGGCCGGGAGCCAUGCAGGGGUGUGCGAGGGAGAUCGAUGCCACCCCGAUGCCUCCUCCACCCUCAUGCCCUUCGGAGCGAGUGACUGUGUAAUCGAACACCUCCCGUGACCCACCCCAGUCCUCUGAACCCCCUUCAUGGACAGAUCCCCCACAUUCUGGGGCAGAAGAGGCGUCGGGGGCGCCAGAAAGGGCGGCAGCAACAGCCACAGCAGCCAAAGAGAGGCAAGAGGAAGAGAAAGCAGGCAGUGGAGGGGUCCAGGAAGAGCUGGUCCCCGUGGUUGAGCUGGUCCCCGUGGUUGAAUUGGAAGAGGCCGUAGGACCAGGCGCGGAGGCCCGGGAAAGCACUGGAUUUGGUGGGGACACGGGGAUGACCCUGGCGGUGCAGCUCCAGCAGUUACCACUAGGGGGCGACGGAGAAGGGGGCCAUCUCAGAGCCAUUAAUAACCAGUAUUCCUUUGUGUGAG